Molecule: messenger RNA, 1386 nt
Organism: Brassica napus (rape)
Lineage: Eukaryota; Viridiplantae; Streptophyta; Magnoliopsida; Brassicales; Brassicaceae
Product: S-protein homolog 2
Exons: 1
Coding region: 377-871 (164 amino acids)
Source: RefSeq, a predicted model, not a curated record
GAUUGAUUUUCAUAAUUCUCAGCAUAUAAGUUUCUGUAAAUUAAGUAUCAAAUAAAAAUAUGAAAAUGACCCAAAUGAGUCAACCUAAAAUGUCACUAUAGUUAACGUUCUUGACUUGAAAGUUUGACCAUAUACAUGAAUUAUUAGGGAUAAAAUAUUUAGGGAAGGAAGUAAUAUAUACAAUAUACUGUAUAUAUAGUAAAAAAAAAAAGAAACGUUGACACUGCAUUACACUACUAUAAACAACAAAAUAUGGAUACACUACUUUUUUUUUUGAACAACUGGAUACACUACUAUAAACAACAACAAAAAUAUAUAUAUAUAUAUCUCUCAUUCAACAACUAUAAACAAUAUCACUGUCUCAUAUACCACAAAAAUGGAUAUUCCAAAACGUUACCCAUCACUAUUCAUAUUGAUUGUCUUCAUAGCUACAGAUCUAUCUCAUGCCGACACAAGAAACAACAUUCCUGUUGCUAACGGUCCAUCAUUACUAUCAACAAACGAUGUGUUUAAUCCUUUCGGAAAAAUUACUGUAGAAAUCAUCAACGAUAUUGGUGGUACAGUAUCAUUGCCUUUUCAUUGUAAAUCGAAGAACGAUGAUUUUGGUGACCGUAGUUUGCAACCUGGCGGGUCAUGGUCUUUUAGUUUCAAGCGUCAGUUCUUCGGAAGGACAUUGUUUUUCUGUUCUUUUGCGUUUCCCAAUGGAAGCUAUUAUUUCGACAUAUUUAGAGACCACCGAGAUACUGCUGGCGAUGACUGGUGCCAAAAUUGCGUGUGGAAGAUAAGACCAACCGGACCUUGUAGGUUUAACGGUGGAACUAAGCAGUUCGAUAUUUGUUUUCCAUGGAAUAAAAAUAAGACAUUGUAUUGACAAAUACAUAGCCAAUAUGGAUGUAAUGUGUUUGUCUUUUCUAUGGCUCACGAGCUUCAAACAUAACUUAAAAUAAAACAUUCCAUUAUUUCUUUUAUUUCAAUUUUCAUAAGUUGAUAACUGUUUGAAAAACGAAUGUCAUUUUGGAGACCUCUUCUACUGAUCUGCGAGAAGCUCUCCUAGAACCUCAUCGUUUUCCGGAGAACCGAUCGUUACUUGAUCGUAUCUCACUACUUCUCCCCCAGUUGGGUUCUUGGACUAUAUUACACGCUAAUGAGCCAAAAAACAGAGUAGCUCAAGCCAUAGCGAGUAGUGUCAUUGCUGAAAACCGUACUCAGUCCUAUAUAGCCAUCGGUGGUCCAGGUUGGCUCUCCCAUGCAACUCUCCAUGAGUCUCGAGCUAUGUGAUCAAGCUACUCAAGCUGUAGGGGUUCUACCCUGAUCACCUGUUCUUUCCGGGCUGAAGUUUUCUUUUUCUUUGGCCUUUAACAUUCUAUCUUUGGUACCUACUGGUAU